AUUUGGCGACAUUGCAUUGUUGCCUAGUUACUUGUUAUUUGUUGCAGCGUGCCUGUGGCAUUUUGCAUUUUUGCAGCCUAACUUGCUAGGAAGAUUUGGUUCUAGAACAAGCGAGAAUUUUUGGUAUUGACUGUUUAAUAUAAUUUAAUAAGUUUAUCUUAAAAAUGGCUCCGACGUUCAAAGUAACUUAUUUCGAUAUUAUGGCUCUCGGAGAACCGAUUAGAAUUCUCCUCAGCUACGGAGGUUUUGAUUGGGAGGACAAUCGCGUAACCAAGGAGAAUUGGCCUGUUUUAAAGCCUACGGUACCCAUGGGUCAGUUACCAAUUUUGGAACAUAACGGCAAGGUGGCACACCAGAGUAUUGCGAUUUGCAGGUAUCUAGGCAAGCUGACCAAAUUGGUAGGCAAAGAUGAUUGGGAAGAUUUGGAAAUUGAUGCUGCGGCUGAUACAGUUAAUGACUAUCGCGCAAAAGUGGGUCGUUAUCAUUACGAAGCAGAUCCCGUCCAAAAAGAGAAAAUUGGAGAGCAGUUGUUCAGCGAAAUUGUUCCGUUUUACUCGAAAAAGCUCGAUGAGCAGGCUAAAAAUAAUAAUGGGUUUUUGGCUGUAGGACGACUUACUUGGGCAGAUUUGUUAUUUGUGGGCUUGAUCGAUUACAUGAACUUUAUGGCCAAGAAGGACUUGUUGGCCGGAGUCCCGAAUUUACAAAAAGUGAAGGAAAAUGUGCUGGCGGUGCCCAACGUUAAAACCUACAUCUCAAAUCGUUCUGACAAUCACAUUUUUUAAGAAUUUUUGUAUGUUUAGCUAUUUGUAUAUCUCAACUCUGGUAUUAUUCAUGCGCUUAAAAUUGCUCUCUAGUAUUGCUUUAAUAAUAUGUUAUUGUUUAGGUUUGCUUGUAAAGUAAAUAAAAAUUAAAUGAUC
Cylas formicarius (sweet potato weevil) is the source of this 917-nucleotide messenger RNA. RefSeq names its product glutathione S-transferase-like. Gene Ontology annotation, biological process: glutathione metabolic process. The transcript has 5 exons. Bases 165 to 782 code for a protein of 205 amino acids. The record is from RefSeq and is a predicted model, not a curated record. Gene Ontology annotation, molecular function: glutathione transferase activity. NCBI's taxonomy places the organism in Eukaryota, Metazoa, Arthropoda, Insecta, Coleoptera, Brentidae.